ACAUAACUUUUAGCUGCUGCUUUACAUUUUAACCCCUGUCAUUUUAGCAAUUGCAAUUCAUUGCUAUUCCUUUAUUAUUUUUAUUUAUUUAUUUAUUUUGCCAAGGUGAGGCGAAUACCGCCUCGGCCUCCAAAUCCCUCCGCCCCUGUAUUUAUAGCGUCACUAUCAUGGACGCUUUCUUCAUGCGAAACAGAAAGUUGAUAUCAUUACGCAUUCUCAAUGAUUGCCAUCAUCGCAGUCGUCACGCUAGUUUAUUUCACCGAAUAUUCAAUGGUCGCUCGAAAGUUUGAGCAUCAAGGAACCUGCAGCUUUUGAAUUCAUGAGACCACAAAAUCCAAUUUGUCCUCCGACUACGUUCUCCACAUCAUCACCGACGUCACAUUAAUCUCCCUCCUCCGCCUAUAUAUAAAUCAAAUUUCCCCACUAAUCAUCACAACUCACUCACAAUAAGAGAGGAAACCAAAAGGAAAGAAAAAAAUGGAGGGAAGCCAUAGAAAACACUUCCUCAUAGUCACCUACCCGGCCCAAGGCCACAUAAACCCGGCCGUCUCCGCCCACCGGAAAAUGUUCCCCGAUCUCACAUCCGGGGACCAGGAAGUAGAUGACGGUGGCCCCGUGACCUAUUUCCCCUUCUCCGAUGGAUAUGACGACGGCUUCAAGUAUGGAGUCGAAGAUCACAACCAUUAUUUUUCCCGAUUCAAGGACGUUGGCUCAAAGAGCCUCUCGUCCAUUAUCCAUAGGCUUGAUUCCCGUGGGCGACGCGUCGACUGUGUGAUCUACACCUUCUUGCUGUCGUUGGCCGCAGACGUGGCCCGCGAGCACGGAAUACCGUCGGCCCAUUAUUGGAUCCAGCCGGCCACUGUUUUUGGAAUCUACUACCACUGUUUCCAUGGAUACCGGGAGCUCAUAGCUGCCAACUGUAGAGACCCCUUGUUUACGGUGGAAUUGCCGGGACUGCCACCAAUGCGCAUCCGCGACAUCCCGUCGUUCUUGACUAUGCCGAGCACUUCCGGUGAUCUCUAUUCUGCGCUCUUUACCACAGUGAAGGAAGCGUUCUUGACAUUGGAUAGCGAAUUCAAGAAGAGCAAGGAGAAGCCGAAGGUUCUGGUGAACACAUUUGACGAGUUGGAGCCCGAUGCUCUUUCCGCUAUCGACAAUAUAGACUUGAGACCGAGGAAAUCAGUUGUGUACGUCUCCUUCGGGAGCUUAGCCGUCCUAAGGAAGCAGCAAAUGGAGGAGAUUUUGAGAGGGUUGAAGGAGAGCGGAAGGCCGUACCUGUGGGUGGUGAGGAAGGAUUGUAGGCUCGAAGAGGUCGAGUUGGACAAGCUGGGGGAGAAUGCGAUGGUGGUGGAGUGGUGCUCGCAAGUGCGAGUGCUGACUCAUCCUUCAGUCGGGUGUUUCGUGACGCACUGCGGAUGGAAUUCGACGUUGGAGAGCCUGGCAUUCGGGGUGCCGACAGUGGGAGUGCCACAGUGGACGGACCAGGGGACGAAUGCGAUGCUUGUGGAGAGAGCGUGGGGGACCGGAGUCCGAGGUGAGGUCAACGAAGACGGUGUUUUGGAUGGGGAGGAGUUGAGGAGGUGCUUGGAUUUGGUCAUGGGAGAUCAGAACGAAAGAGGGAUGGGGAUUAGGAAGAAAUCAGAGCUGUGGAAGGAGAGAGCUUUAGAAGCUGUCGGUGAAGGAGGAUCGUCUCAUCGAAAUCUAAGCGCUUUUGCUGAUGAGAUUGCUACAUCUGAUCGAAACGGUUACUAGCUUGCUCAUACUCUGUGGUAAUGCUUUUAUAUUGUAGCUGAGCUAGCUUUCAUCUGUGGCUGAGUCAUUACCAUGUUUGUUUACUAGUGUAUUAUUUUCCCAAUAAAGAUCAUGAUGUUUAUGCGUG
This is a messenger RNA of Asparagus officinalis (garden asparagus), 1879 nucleotides long. RefSeq names its product crocetin glucosyltransferase, chloroplastic-like. The record is from RefSeq and is a predicted model, not a curated record. Gene Ontology annotation, molecular function: UDP-glycosyltransferase activity. NCBI's taxonomy places the organism in Eukaryota, Viridiplantae, Streptophyta, Magnoliopsida, Asparagales, Asparagaceae.